Molecule: messenger RNA, 913 nt
Organism: Actinia tenebrosa (Australian red waratah sea anemone)
Lineage: Eukaryota; Metazoa; Cnidaria; Anthozoa; Actiniaria; Actiniidae
Product: oncoprotein-induced transcript 3 protein
Source: RefSeq, a predicted model, not a curated record
GAACAACUUCAUCAUUGGGUUGUAACUCCCGCUGCAGACGAGUCAAAAACUUAGUGCUAAAACCAUGAAGAUUUAUCUGAUCGCAGCCUUGUUCCUGGGUGCUCUUGUGGUGGCUCAUUCCUUUGAGGAAGACGAAAAGGUUGAGCUCCCUGAGGUACCUGAACAAGAAGAACAAUCUGACGAGGAAGUGAACACUCUUCCAGGUACCGAAGAAGACACUCAAGAAUCAAGAGACGAAGAAGUUGAAGAUGAACAGCAGGAUCCAGAGAAAAGAGCAUUUCCGAAGAAUGUCUUGAGCUAUUACAGUUGUUUUCAGAUCAAACGACGAGGAUAUUGUGGACAUCUAUUCCUCAGGAACCUUUGCGCUGCCACCUGCUAUAGGUUUCAUCCAAACGAUCCCUGCAGGAAGUAUGCUGUCCUAAACCAACUGAACCGAAGACAGUCCAGACCCAGGGGAAAUGCACGGCCGAUUUGCGACCAGAAAGGCUUUGCCACCCGUUGGUAUCGAUUCACGGGUCUUGCAGGUAGAGGAAUGCCAACCAGUGCUCCACCUAAAAAUCGCUGUGGUACCCAUGCUCCUGGUUGGAUGGUGGGACGUUACCCUGCAUUUGGACAGACAGUCACUCGUAAAGUGUGUUAUCACUGGGGGAAAAACAGAUGCCAAUGGAAUAACUUCAUCAAAGUCAAGAACUGCGUUGGAUACUAUGUGUUCUACCUACGCCCGACCCCAGUAUGUCAUCUUCGUUACUGUGGCAACGCAUAAACAAACAAACCACGUGAACUGGAUCGUCCCUGGAGUUUGACAAUGGAAUGAAAACCUUGCACCUCCAACCCUCAUAAGAAUAACCCUAUUUCCAAGAACAUUUGAUAUCCUUCCCUACUCUCAAGUUCAAAUUAAAGAUUUAUAUUCAUA